Messenger RNA from Rhipicephalus sanguineus (brown dog tick), 3964 nucleotides. Its product is annotated as tetratricopeptide repeat protein 21B. The transcript is spliced from 36 exons. Lineage: Eukaryota; Metazoa; Arthropoda; Arachnida; Ixodida; Ixodidae. Gene Ontology annotation, molecular function: identical protein binding. Gene Ontology annotation, biological process: protein localization to cilium; intraciliary retrograde transport. Gene Ontology annotation, cellular component: intraciliary transport particle A. The coding region runs from base 42 to 3914 and encodes 1290 amino acids. The record is from RefSeq and is a predicted model, not a curated record.
CAAGAAUACACUAUUACUGCCGAGAAAAGCAUUACCGCAGCAUGCAGCGUGCUGCGGUGGAGGGCUUGAAGCGCUACUCGGGAGACCCAGUUUAUCGUCUGUAUUUCGGAAUGUCGUUGAUUUUUGAAGGCCGUCUUCAAGAAGGAAUUCGAGAGUUGGAUGUGGUCAGGGAAAGCAAGGAUGUAUCUCUGGGAGGAAUCUUGGCCUUGAUCUUCGCACACAGGAAAUGUAGCGUCGUUGACAAGGAGGCUGUAGCUCAGCUCGAUGCUCAGCUGAAAGAAACAAGGAAACAAGCCGGAGAAAAAGUGUUGUACUAUGCUGGGCUGUUCCUCUUUCUCACUGGAAAAUAUGACAAGGCACGAGAAUACAUUGACCGUAUGCUCAAGGUGGCACCACCCACACGUGACGGACUUAUACUGAAAGGAUGGAAUGAAAUUGCCAGCACAAGGGACAAAAAAUCUGCAAUCCAGUACUUUGAGUCACCUGGAGUUGCCGUCCCAGAAGGCCUGUUUGGGAAGGCCAAGUGCUUCGAAUGCAGCGGAGAACUCAUGAAAGCCUUGGAAGUGGUCAACCAAGCUGUCGUCCUGUACACUGGCUUUGUACCUGCACUACUUGAAAAAAUGAAGCUCCACCUCGCACUCUCUGACUGGGAACAAAUGGUGGACUCUUGCAACAGGUGCCUCUCGCAAGAUUCAAAAUGCAUUGAUGCCCUUCUGCAUCUUGUAUUAAACCAGAUAUGCAAAAAUGGGGACUACAAAGAGGCAUCUGACAGGUUGUCGGAGCUUGUUUCGCUGCUUGAAGUAGUAGAGCCGACCAACGCAGUUUUGUAUUACAGGAUAGCUCAACUACUGUCACGAAUAUGUUCAAGGCAAAACUGCAUUGUGAUGCACACACAAGGGCUCGUAGAAAAGGCAUGUGCCUUGCAACCGGCUAACGCAGACUACCUGACUGAGCUCGGCUACCAGUGCAUCUUGCAGAGUAAAACGAAGGAAGCCACCAAACAUUACAGGGCUGCUCUCAAGGCUGAUGAAGCUAGUAUUAUGGCUCUUAAUGGAAUCAUUUGGUGUCAGCUGCUUGAGGACCAGAACGACGUUGCAAAUCAGCAGCUCGAGCUACUCAAGGAAAUCCAUAAGACAUCCAGCAUGCCAUCGGAGCUCUUAUACCUAUGUGCCCUGUGUGCACAAAAGACACAGGAGAAGCCAGAGGAGGUUCUCAACUACCUAGGGCAAUCUGUUGACAACCAUUUCGCAAAACUGGAGGGCCUUCCACUUGGCGUGGACUACCUGCUUCUUCUGAAUCCAGACUUCAUAUUUGAAGUUGUGAAGCUAUAUCUGCAAUAUGCUCCUGAUAAGCCUGUCGACUCUGGACAAACAAUACCGGAGCCACUCAGGAGAGGCCAGGCAAUACUUCAGCCAGUUCUGAGGAGUUGUCCUGGCUCUGUGGAGGCAGUGUAUUGGAUGGGCAAGCUCAAGUACCUGUCAAAUGACUUGGUACAGGCCCAGUCUCUGCUCUCCAAGUGCACGCAACAGUACUCCAGCUUCACAAGCGCACAACUGCUGCUGGCACAGAUGCACAUCCACCAAGGGAACACCAAGAGUGCCAGCCAAUUACUGGAAACAGCACUCAGCUAUGACUUCGAGGUGAGGGAAAAGCCCAUAUUUCACAUCAUCAAGGCUAAGAUACUGAAAGAACAAGGCGACUACCAGGAGGCAGUGCAGCUGUUGAAUGCUGCCAUGGCGCUAUGCACUGCACCUGUGUCAACCACAUCUCGCAAGAACCGGAAGCAAGAGCUGACCUCGAGCGACAAGCUGUCUUUGUACCUUGAGCUUGCCGAUGUGUAUGGAAAGCUAGACCAGCAGCACGAGGCAGUAAGAGUGAUGCAAGAAGCUGCCAGUGAAUUCCGAGGCACACCGGAGGAAACACGCGUGAGCAUUGCAAGCUGUGAACUGGCUCUUGCACGGGGCGACGUGGAAGAAGCUCUGUCCCUGCUACGCAACAUUGGGCCAGACCAACCUUACUUCCAACAGGCCCGGGAGAAGAUGGCCGACAUUUACUUGAACUACAGGAAGGACCCCCGCCUGUAUGCCAGCUGCUAUAGGGAAAUUAUUGAGAAGUUUCCAGUCCCACAGUCAUACUUAAUGCUUGGUGAUGCUUACAUGAAAAUACAAGAGCCAGACAAUGCCAUUGGGGCAUAUGAGCAAGCUUUACGCAAGAAUCCCAAAGACAGUGCAGUGGCACGAAAGAUCGGUCAGGCACUCAUCAAGACACAUCAGUUUGAGAGGGCUAUUACAUACUACAAGGCUGCUAUAAAGUCUGGAGGACAACCACAGAUGAAGUAUGACUUGGCUGAACUGUUGGCAAAAAUAAAGAGAUAUCAGGAUGCAGAGGAUGCCAUCAAUGCUGCUCUUGGAACACUUCAAAAGGAACCUGACCUCACAAGCUUGCAGUGGGAAUCAAAGUUCUAUCUGUUACUCGCUCAAGUUCAUCAAAAUGAUCACAAGGAUGAUGCAUCAGUAAAAGAUCUCAACAAGGCUUUUGAAGCUCAAAGUAGAGUAAUGCUUCGCGUGCCUCAAGAGCAACCAGAUUCCCUCCAAGAACAGAGACAACUCGCAAUUGUUAUCUGCAAAAGCCUUGCUGAGCAUAGCGAGCUCAAGAGAGAUUACAUUCCAGCGGCCAGGUUCUACAAACAGGCGCUCAGCUACGAUUCUGCCAACAAAGAGAUUCUCCUGGCCCUUGCAAAGUUGGAGAUGACCUCGAACAACCUUGAAUCCGCUAAGCAGUACUGUAACACAGUUCUGCAGCUUGAAAAAAACAAUGACACUGCCACACUGAUGAUGGCAGACCUCAUGUUCAGGAAAACAGACUUGGAAUCAUCCAUGUUUCAUUUUCAGCAGCUGCUAGAGAGGAAACCAGACUAUUACCCCGCACUAGCCAGGCUUAUAGAAGCCAUGAGACGUCUCGGCAAGUUGGACCAAGCUGAGCAGUUUCUCAAGAAGGCCGCCGAUCUGUUGCCACGUUCUGGAGUUAAUGGGGGCUAUUUCUACUGCAAAGGGCUCCACGAAUGGUACACAGGAAAUCCAGCUGGUGCUAUGAAGAGCUUCAACAAGGCCCGCUAUGAUCCAGAUUGGGGCCUCAUAUCAACCUAUCACAUGAUAGAGAUAUGCAUCAAUCCAGACAAUGAAACUAUUGGCGGUGAAACUUUCGACAAUGGUGGGGUAAUUGCAGGAGACAGUGCUAAGGUACACUACCACGAAGGAGCAAUUCAAACUGCAGAGAGACUUCUGAAUGAGCUGAGACCAAAGAUGUGUAAUGACUCUGACUUCCGUCUUAUGAGUAACUUUGUGCUCUUAGCCAAGAAGUCAAAGGUUGAUGCUGAAAUUGCCUUGAAUGAGUUCCUGCAAUUCAGCUCUGAAGAACGAAAUAAAGACCAUGUAGGUGCCAUAUUGGGCAUAGCGACUGCCCAGAUGAUCCUCAAGCAGGUACCCAGAGCCAGAAAUCAGCUCAAACGAGUGAUGAAAGCUCCCUGGAACUUUGGGGAUGCAGAAUACCUGGAAAAGUGCUGGGUUCUUCUUGCUGACAUUUACAUCCAGUCUGGAAGGUACGACGUAUCAACUGAUCUUCUCAAACGUGUCCUGCAGUACAACAAGUCCUGCACGAAGGCUUACGAAUACAUGGGCUACAUCAUGGAGAAGGAGCAGAAUUACAAGGAUGCCGCACAGUACUACGAGAACGCUUGGAAACAAGGAAGUCAGAACAACCCUGCCAUUGGCUACAAAUUAGCUUUCAACUACAUCAAGGCCAAACGAUACACAGAUGCCAUUGAUGUCUGCCAUAUUGUUCUGGCUAAAUACCCAAGCUACCCAAAGAUAAGGAAGGACAUCUUGGAGAAGGCACGUGCAAAUCUCCGCACUUGAGGAGUUCAGCAUUAUCAUAAAAACUGGUCCGUAUUUCACCGGCAACUGUU